UACAUUUUUAUUUAGGGAACAGACUCGUUUCGUCGCCAUAAGCAACUCAUAACAGACACGUUGUUUACUCCCCCGCCCUUCAUUUAAACGAGGUUCACUACAUUUUUCAACAGUCAAGCAGCCAAGACAGCAGCCAUGACAAGAUAUGAGAGAUUCGUUGUGUUCAUGAUCAUAUUUUCUUUAGCAGGAGAACUGCAGUUGGGUUUAUCCCAUGACAGCAUUCAGCAUAUAAUUACCUACAGAUUCUUUAAUCAGCUUAAAUCUGGGAUACCCAAGUCUUGCAGAGGAAAGGCGUUCUAUACUUACGAUAGCUUUAUCAAUGCAACUAAAGCAAAGGGUUUUGCAGGUUUUGGCACCACCGGAACUCUUGUGGUUCGCAAAAGAGAGCUGGCCGCUUUCUUUGCGCAUGUGGCUCACGAGACUGAAAAUUUGUGCUACGUGGAAGAAAUAUACAGAGGGAUUUACUGUGAGCCUUCUAAAGGAUGGCCGUGUAAGAAUGGUAACCGUUACUUCGGUCGGGGUCCUCUGCAGUUAACCUGGAAUUCCAACUAUGGGGCAGCAGGAAAAUACUUGGGACUGCCCCUGCUGAAUGACCCAGGGCUGGUGGCCCAGAAACCAGACAUUGCUUUCAAGACGUCAAUAUGGUAUUGGAUGGUGAAGAGCAAAUGCCACAGUGCCAUGACUUCCUUGAGAGGAGAGGGCUUUGCAGGGACUAUCAGAGCCAUCAAUGGUGGAGAAUGUAAGGGAGGGCUACCCGGUGCGGUGCAAGAUAGGGUCAAUUUGUAUAGGAAGGUGUGUCUCUUGCUGGGAGUUAGCACUGGCCCUAAUCUCUAUUGUUAGAAUUCCUUUCACUGUUGACUCUUGGCUUAAUGAUGAAACUCCAAACCUAUAUUUGUUGACAUGGGAAGCAAAAUGUUAAUGUGCUUCUAGAUCUUAUUAUGUUCGAUGGCACGUUAAGCGUGGCGUUGAAUGAUCAGUGUCUGUAUCUUGAACAAAAAUCUAGAGAGCUUAAUAAA
Molecule: messenger RNA, 1016 nt
Organism: Cryptomeria japonica (Japanese cedar)
Lineage: Eukaryota; Viridiplantae; Streptophyta; Pinopsida; Cupressales; Cupressaceae
Product: endochitinase 4-like
Exons: 3
Coding region: 136-840 (234 amino acids)
Biological process (GO): chitin catabolic process; carbohydrate metabolic process; cell wall macromolecule catabolic process
Molecular function (GO): chitinase activity
Source: RefSeq, a predicted model, not a curated record